This is a messenger RNA of Colletotrichum spaethianum, 891 nucleotides long. RefSeq lists its product as uncharacterized. The record is from RefSeq and is a predicted model, not a curated record. Lineage: Eukaryota; Fungi; Ascomycota; Sordariomycetes; Glomerellales; Glomerellaceae. The transcript has a single exon. The coding region runs from base 1 to 891 and encodes 296 amino acids.
AUGGCUUCACAGUACGAUGAAGGCCCGGAGCUGGCACCUCAGCACCAAUACCCCGAGGUCUACCAUCCUCCGCCACAACAGUCGCAGCCCUCGUCGCCGCAACCGAUCCCCGUCACGCCGAUGAAGCACGAAGACUCGACGUACGGAAAGUACUCGGUCUCGGGCGUCGACCAGUCCACUUACGGCGGCACUCAGUACCAUCCCGCCGGCGGCGAGGCGGGACAGCAGAAGAAGAGGAUCUGCGGCUGCACGUUUCUCGUCUUUCUCCUGUCCGUUAUCAUCGCCAUAUUGGCGGCGGCCGUCAUCGGGCUGGCAGCGGGCACCGGCGUCGAGGCGAGCCGCGCAAACCAAGCGCUCAACAAGCUGGCGGCUUUGGAGGCGUCGGCACCCAACGGGACGACGGCGACGGCAACAGCGACGGUGACGGUGACGAGCGCGUCCCCGACGGCGACCGGCUUUGCGUCUCUCACCAACAACUGCUCCAACAGUGACGAGACGACCACCGGCCAGACGUACACCACGGACUGUAAGUUGACGAUUGAGAACGACAUGAGGAGCUCGGCUGACCUGAUGCACCUAGUUUUCGGCAAGAAGACGUUUGUGCAGUUCUGCAACUCAAACGCCCCCAACGCGCCCCUCAUGAGCCUCUUCACGGCCAACUUCGACAACUGCAUGGACGCCUGCGCCGCCUUCUCGAACUACGAGUCCGGCUUCGAUGGCAACGCCACCUGCCAGGCCGUCAGCUUCAUCCCGCUCUGGACGACACGCGCCGGAGCCGUCGCGGGCAAGGCGCCCGGCAACUGCUACCUCAAGCCGGGGCCGCAGACGCGGGACAAGCUGGAGACGCCGAACAUUGGCACCGAAUGCCACGCCGCCAUCAUGAACUCUUGA